Molecule: messenger RNA, 1047 nt
Organism: Exophiala aquamarina CBS 119918
Lineage: Eukaryota; Fungi; Ascomycota; Eurotiomycetes; Chaetothyriales; Herpotrichiellaceae
Exons: 1
Coding region: 1-1047 (348 amino acids)
Biological process (GO): GPI anchor biosynthetic process
Cellular component (GO): endoplasmic reticulum
Molecular function (GO): N-acetylglucosaminylphosphatidylinositol deacetylase activity
Source: RefSeq, a predicted model, not a curated record
AUGGCGGGCACGACGACUAUAGUGACCCUCCUCCUUGUACCCGUUCUGGUAUUCUUGCUCUGGCACAUGACGGCGAGUUCACUUCCGCCAGUGCCUUCGAACCUGCGCAACAAGCGCAUCAUCCUCCUGAUCGCGCACCCGGACGAUGAGUCCAUGUUCUUCUCACCGACACUGCAGGCGCUAACGCACCCGGCGCUGCAAAACCAUCUGAAGAUCCUGUGCAUGAGCACAGGCGACAGCGACGGGCUGGGCGAGACACGGCGCAAGGAGAUCGAGGCCGCUGCUGUGACGCUCGGUGUGCGCAGGAAGGAGGACGUGUUCGUGCUCAACGACGCCAGAUUCAAGGACGGAAUGAACCAGACAUGGCGACCAGAGGAGAUCGUGCGCGUGUUGGCGAGCGCGUUUGCGCCUCACCUAAAUUCCACAUUGCCCACCCGCGCUAGCUCCCCCGAAAUAACAUUAUCGACGGAGAAAGAAAAGGAAAAGGAAAAAGAAAAAGACCGCCGGAAAUCCAAAGGACCGAAACACAUUAAAUCGCCGUCCUCAUCCGCCUCUGCUCCCCCCCCUCCGCCGCAGACCGCAGCGGGCCCACGCGCUACCAUCGAUGUGCUCAUAACGUUCGACGCACAGGGCAUCUCCUCACACCCGAACCACAUCGCACUGUACCAUGGCGCCAAACAGUUCAUCCAGUUGAUUAUGAAAGGCCACCCCGGAUACGCCUGCCCCGUGGCACUAUAUACCUUACCAACGGUAAACCUGGCGCGGAAGUACAGCUUCAUCCUAGACGCGAUACCAACACUACUAAGCGGGAUCUACAGGUCUAUCUUCGGCAGCAGCAAAUCCGCCAUUGCCUCGACCGAGUCGAAGCAAGCUACAGUAGCCGACCGCACAGUGUUCGUUAAUGACAUCCCCCGCUAUUGGAAGGCUCGCGAGGCCAUGGUCUCGGGCCACAAGAGUCAGAUGGUCUGGUUUCGUUGGGGCUGGAUUUCCCUCGGCAGGUACAUGGUCGUAAAUGAUUUGCGAAGUGAAAGGGUGCUCGCAACGUGA